AAUUUUAUCUCUCUAUCUCUUCUUUCUCUUCCUCUAUCACAUACACACUCUCUCACUUACAAGUUACAAAUUCAGACAGAUAUGUCAACACUGAACCAUCUUUUUGAUCUUCCAGAACAGAUAUGUUAUGUAGAAUGUGGAUUCUGUGCCACCAUUUUAAUGGUAAGUGUCCCAAGCAGCAGUUUGUCAAUGGUGGUGACAGUAAAAUGCGGACACUGCACAAGCGUCCUUUCUGUUAACAUGAUGAAAGCUUCUUUUGUCCCUUUCCACCUUUUAGCAUCUCUUAGCCAUCUUGAGCCAAAAGAAAGUAGUUCAGAACAAGAUGCUAACAAGACUUUGAAGAGACAUAAUGCAUCCAUGAUGACCUAUUCUGAUUGUGAGGAAGAGGAUGUCAUUCCAAUGAGUAAUGUUGUCAAUAAACCCCCAGAGAAGAGACAGAGAACACCAUCAGCUUAUAACUGCUUCAUCAAAGAAGAGAUUAAAAGGCUAAAGGCUGAGAACCCUGACAUGGCCCACAGGGAAGCUUUUAGUACAGCAGCAAAAAACGUAAGUGGGCCAAUUUCCCCCCAACUCAGUGCAAAGAAGAUGAAGAGAGCUGUAGCAGCCAGACAGAUCAACAUGUGGAUCUUGACUCCCAAGUGGACCCUAAUGCUGUGGUCAAUGAAGAAGAAGGUCAAGGUUUACGUGGAAGAAAGGUCCCAAAGAAUUCCAUAUUGGAAAGGACAUCGUUUGAAUGAAGAAAGUUCAGAUUAUGUGACAUAAUUAACAAGAACGUUAUUUUUUGUAACAUUAAGGUUGCCACUAAAUCUUUUUCCUAAUGAAGAAAAUAUGCUCUUGGUAAUGAAAACGAAUUAAGUAGGCUGAGAGCUGACAUUUUGAGACUUUAGGAAGUGCUUAAAUUGAUAGUUUUAUCUGACACCUUUCUGUUCCAGUCCACCAGUUCUAUUAAUUAGUCUUCUUGACCACAAAGGGUUUUUUUUUUGGCUCACGUAAAUGUUUAUUUGUUGAAGUGUUGCUUGAUAUUAAUUCAAUAAUUCUCAGACUCUCUGCAUGUUA
Messenger RNA from Glycine soja, 1056 nucleotides. RefSeq names its product axial regulator YABBY 4-like. Gene Ontology annotation, biological process: multicellular organism development; plant ovule development; polarity specification of adaxial/abaxial axis. Gene Ontology annotation, cellular component: nucleus. The record is from RefSeq and is a predicted model, not a curated record. The transcript has 7 exons. Lineage: Eukaryota; Viridiplantae; Streptophyta; Magnoliopsida; Fabales; Fabaceae. The coding region runs from base 82 to 762 and encodes 226 amino acids.